This is a messenger RNA of Venustampulla echinocandica, 726 nucleotides long. RefSeq lists its product as uncharacterized. The record is from RefSeq and is a predicted model, not a curated record. The transcript has 3 exons. Gene Ontology annotation, cellular component: cytoplasm. NCBI's taxonomy places the organism in Eukaryota, Fungi, Ascomycota, Leotiomycetes, Helotiales, Pleuroascaceae. Bases 1 to 726 code for a protein of 241 amino acids.
AUGGAGGAUCAAGUAAACAGGCUGGUCGAGAAGACCUGGGCAAAGUUCCAAACAGUCCCGGCAUCUAAACGUCUUCUUAUUGCCAUUUCCGGGAUUCCAGGCUCUGGUAAAACAACCCUAGCAAAGACCGUCACAUCCCGUCUCAACGCCCUCCAUGCCUCCAAAGACCAAAACCAAACCAAAACUUCUCCACCAAUCGCAGCCUUCAUCCCUAUGGAUGGCUACCACCUCUCUCGUGCCCAGCUCUCCUCCAUGCCGGACCCUCAACUUGCUCACGAUCGGCGCGGCGCAGAGUUCACAUUCGAUGGCGACGCCUUCGUCAUGCUCGUGAAAUCCAUUCGCGAACCGCUCACAUCCUCAACCACAGUACUAUAUGCGCCCUCCUUCGACCACGCUAUCAAAGACCCCGUUUUGGAAGAUAUACCUAUUACACCUACAGAUAGGAUUAUCGUCUUUGAAGGGAAUUAUCUCAGCUUGAAUAAGGAGCCGUGGAAGGAGGCCGCAGGGUUGAUGGAUGAAUUGUGGUUUGUCGAGGUGGAUUUUGAUACAGCAGGGAAGAGACUUGUCCCGAGACAUGUGAAAGCCGGCAUUGCGGCUAAUGAGGAGGCAGCUUGGAAGAGGGUUAACGAAAAUGAUUUGGUUAAUGGGAAGGAGAUUGUGGAUGGGAGGUUGGAGGUAGAUGAGGUUGUUGUGAGUAGGGAAGAUGACGCCUGGGGAACGAAGUAG